Candidozyma auris is the source of this 1404-nucleotide messenger RNA. RefSeq lists its product as uncharacterized. The record is from RefSeq and is a predicted model, not a curated record. Bases 1 to 1404 code for a protein of 467 amino acids. The transcript has a single exon. NCBI's taxonomy places the organism in Eukaryota, Fungi, Ascomycota, Pichiomycetes, Serinales, Metschnikowiaceae.
AUGGAUAUAGAUUUCCUCAAGGUGCACUUUUUGGCUGCACGGUUUGAACGGUCUGAGGCCUUCUCUCAGUCUGAACUAACCGAUAUUGCCUCGAAAGCCCUCCAUAUCAUGGACACUUACCAAGCGCUCCAUCCAGCAUACCCACUUUUGCAGGCCCAAUUGAAAGCUGCUUGCCACCCUGAUGCAGAACGGUUUCUGAGUGAAUGGGUUAGGAAAGUUGAGCUGAAUGCGCCCAAAACAUCGUAUUUGGUCGAGAUGGACGACGGGCUCAAUAGUGAUAAGCAUAAGAUCGUGGAUGAGUUCAAGCAGGUAUUUGCCGUGCUGCUGAUUCAGUGUGAUUUCCGGAUGAUCCAGUUUUAUUUAGCCAAGCUCGAGAACAUUGCGUCUUUUCCACUGCUGGUGACGAACCACGAGGCGUUUGCUAAGAAUCGGUACUUUGAAUACUUGUUCUACCAGCUUUUGGCUAUGAUCUUUGGUACUCGGUGGUUUGUCGAGAGCAAGUCGCCUAGAAAAGAAACAGAGGAGUCUUUAGACGGACCUGCAGAGCCCCGUACCAUUCAGUCGAUCGACAAGAAGAACGGGAACUACUACACCAGACAUGCGUUUUUAUUCAAAUCGCUAGACGAGAAGCCUGAAGCAGUUGUGAAGUCACUACAGCCAGAGCUAGACUAUUACAAGCUCAAUAAAUGGCUCAUUACGUUAAUCAAGUUCACUCAAGGCAGUUUUGGUGCUUUCGUGGAAGAGUUUGAACGUCUUCAGGAGCACAUUCAGGUGCUUGACAGGUUGGGUCUUGUCUCUGAAGCCUUGUGCAUGUACGCAUUGGCAUCUAUUGCCACUAAACCAUUCAACCAGCUCAAUAUGAAUCUGAAUGAGGCGCUUGUUGAUGCUUUCACAUCAGAUAACGGCGGUCUAGAGAAUGAAGUAUAUGAAGUGUUGAGAAUCCUAACAAGUGGCGAAUUCCAUGCCGCAAAACAAGCCAUUCUAGAUCCCAGCUUACUUGACAAGCUCCACGCACAUAUAGGAUUUGCGUUGCCAGAGGAUAAGGAUACUUUUUUUGAGCGUCUCUGUCGGCUCAUAGAUCAAAAAGCGUUUUUGUUGAUUUUGUCCAUCACCAAAAGAAUACUGAGACAAAAGAUACUCGCUAUGUUAGGUUACUCCUCUGAGAAUAUUGCUACUUACAACGAUGUUUCAAACAAAUUGCUUCUUCUUAUAUCUGCAUUGAAUUUGGGAGAGUCUAAAAUUGUCUAUGAAGAUGCAACAGAUCUGUUCCUUCACAAGCCCUUGUCUGAUGCAGAGAGACAGGACAUGUUACAAAAUGGAGUAAGCCAGUUAGUUGGUGAUGUACGGGCUGAAGCGUCUGCCACCAUGUUAAAGUCUGUGCUUAUACGCAAGCACUAUGAUUGA